AUGGGAGAAAAGAUUGAACAACAUGAAAACUACAUAUUAUAUCAUAUAGGAACCACACCAGGCCUACACGGUGUCGGUUUCCUUAUUAAAAAAUGCUACAGUCAAUACAUACAGUCCUUCAUUGGAAUAUCAGAACGAAUUGCACAACUAAAUAUCAACUUGCCUGGGUAUGCAACUGUGUCAAUAAUUCAAGUAUAUGCACCGACAGAGCUGGCACCAAAAGAAAUAAAGGAUAAUUACUACGAAGACCUGGACAGGACUCUGGCAGAUGCACACAAGGCAAUCAUACUGAUGGGAGAUUUCAAUGGCCAGAUUGGUAAAAGACUAACAAACGAAAACAACAUACUAGGCCAAUUCAGCACAGGGAAAAGAAAUGAUAACGGACAAAGACUAGUACACCUGGCACAGGCACAUAACCUUGGGAUAUUAAAUAGUUUAUAUAAGAAAAACAAAAAUAAAAAAUGGACAUGGAUUUCUCCAGAUGGGAACGUGAAAAAUGAGAUUGAUUUCAUAUUGUCAAAUAAACCAAAAUUCUUCAAGGACAUAACCACAAUUAAUAAGUUCAACUUUAACACAAAUCAUCGGAUGGUAAGAGGAGCCAUUUACCUAAAUGAGAUAAAAAAGAGGAGACAGUACACUAAGAAAGGAAUUACACCAAGUCAAAUCCCUCUCACCAUCCCAGAAAACUUGUUGACAACAUUGAAAGAUAAUUUACUGAAUAACAACAAGAGUGCAAAUAUUCAAGAAAAAUAUAAUAUAAUAGAAAAAGCGCUGAAAGAAAUAUCCGGAAAAUUAAAUACCCUAAAAAACAAGAGAGAUAAAAUAGGAGACGAAGCCAGACAUCUACUUGAGACCAGGAAAUCUUUAUUAAGAAAUAAGAAACAAAAUAGAACACAAAUAACCCAGCUAAGUAAACAAAUAAAUGAAAAAAUUAGGACUCAUAGGAAACAAAUUAGAAACAGAACUAUCCAAUUCCACAUUGAAAAAUCUGGAGGCAUAAAGAAAGCUCUGAAAGAACUGAGAGAGAAUACCUGUUGGAUUCCAUCCAUCAAAAGCAAGACAUCUAAUAAGAAAGCAACAAAACGACCCGAAAUUAUGGAAAUAGCAACAACAUUUUAUAGAAAAUUAUAUGAUGACCCAGACUACAGAAAUACUCAAUACCCACAAGAAGAAGACGAAGAAGCUACCCUCCCAAUAUUAGAAUCCGAAGUAAGAACCGCAAUACUGUCCCAGAAAAACUACAAAGCCCCCGGAGAGGACGGAAUAACUAACGAAAUUUUGAAGGAAUGCCUAGACUACAUAAUAAGUGAUAUUACCAAUAUAUACAACGAUAUUCUGACUAAAGAAGCAAUACCGCAACAAUGGACAUCGUCAACCAUCAUAUUGCUCCAUAAGAAAGGCGACAGGUCAGAAAUAAACAACUACAGACCAAUCAGCCUGAUCUCCAAUCUAUAUAAGAUAUUUGCAAAGGUAAUAUUGAACAGAAUUAGCUCAAAAUUGGACGAAAAUCAGCCGAGAGAACAGGCUGGAUUCCGAAGCGACUUCUCAACAAUGGAUCACAUCCAUGUCGUCAAACAAAUUAUCCAAAAGAGCAAUGAAUACAGAAAGACAUACUACUUGGCAUUCGUAGAUUACAGACAGAUCAUUGCACCGGAAAAUCAAAUGCAAAAAGAAAUUAACAUCAGAAUAAAUAAAGCUUGGAAAAGAUUCUGGUCUCUAAAGGAAGUUAUGAAGAAUCCACAUAUGCCCCUUAAAGAGAAGACUACAGUGUUCAACUCUUGCAUACUACCAAGUUUAACCUAUGGAGCACAAACCUGGGCCCUCACUAGCAAACAGAGUGGAGCACUCAGAGUGUGCCAAAACAAAAUGGAGAGGAGCAUCCUAAACCUCAAGCUAAGAGACAAAGUUAAACUUAAGAAUAUAAGAAGCAAGACAAAAGUUAUGGAUGUCACUUACACAGUGAAAAAGCUUAAAUGGAAUUGGGUAGGCCAUAUGAUAAGAAACAAUAAGGAAAAAUGGACAAAAGAUGUUACUGAAUGGUAUUCUCGGAAUGGGAAAAGAAAGAAAGGAAGGCAAAAAACAAGAUGGGAGGAUGAUAUUAGGAAGGUAGCUGGAACAACAUGGCAAAGAGAAGCCACAAAUAGAGAUAGAUGGAAAAGCCUAGGGGAGGCCUAUGCCAAAAGGCAAACUGAUAAUAAAGUUACCGAUGUCGAAAAUUAA
This is a messenger RNA of Trichoplusia ni (cabbage looper), 2220 nucleotides long. RefSeq lists its product as uncharacterized. Lineage: Eukaryota; Metazoa; Arthropoda; Insecta; Lepidoptera; Noctuidae. Gene Ontology annotation, molecular function: catalytic activity. The transcript has 2 exons. The record is from RefSeq and is a predicted model, not a curated record. The coding region runs from base 1 to 2220 and encodes 739 amino acids.